GAGCGGCACCGGGAGCGGCGGUACCGGGAGCGGCAUCGGGAGCGGCACCGGGAGCGGUACCAGGAGCGGCACCGGGAGCGGCUCCGGGAGCGGCACCGGGAGCGGCUCCGGGAGCGGCAUCGGGAGCGGCACCGGGAGCGGCACCGGGAGCGGCACCGGGAGCGGCUCCGGGAGCGGCAUCGGGAGCGGCACCGGGACGGGGGAAGGACCAAAGGCGGGCAUGGCGCGGCCUCCGCCGCCCUCCUGAGCGGAGCGAUCGGCGCUGAACCCCCGGCACGACCCCGCACGGAGCCCCCGGCUCGGCAUCGCCCGGGCGAUGGAGAACCUCACAGCUCCUCCAUCCUGGACCAGGCUCAUCAACAGCUCCUCGGACGCCGGUGACACCGAUGACAACCCCUACAGGUGCGUGUUCGACGAGGACUUCAAGUACGUCCUGCUGCCCGUCUCCUACGGCAUCGUCUGCGUGCUGGGGCUCUUCCUCAACCUGCUGGCCCUCUACGCCUUCCUCUUCAGGAUCAAGACCUGGAACGCCUCCACCACCUACAUGUUCAACCUGGCCAUCUCCGACACGCUCUACGUGGUGUCCCUGCCCCUGCUGGUGUACUACUACGCCGUGGGGGACAACUGGCCCUUCAGCGCGGGGCUGUGCAAGAUCGUCCGCUUCCUCUUCUACACCAACCUGUACUGCAGCAUCCUGUUCCUGCUGUGCAUCAGCGUCCAUCGCUUCCUGGGCAUCUGCUUCCCGCUGCAGUCGCUGCGCUGGGGCCACGUGCGCCGCGCGCGCCGCGUCUCGCUGGCCGUGUGGGCCCUCACCGUGGCCUGCCAGUCCCCCGUGCUCUUCUUCGUCACCACCAGCGCCAAGGGCGACGCCGUCACCUGCCACGACACCUCCAGCAAGGAGCUCUUCGGCCAGUUCGUCGUCUACAGCUCGGUGAUGCUGGUGCUGCUCUUCUGCAUCCCCUUCCUCGUCAUCAUCGUGUGCUACUGCCUGAUGGCGCGGCGGCUGCUGCGGCCCACGCGCGGCAUCUCCCGCCGCUCCCGCUCCAAGAAGAAGUCGGUGAAGAUGAUCAUCAUCGUCCUGGUGGUUUUCAUCGUUUGUUUCCUGCCCUUCCACGUCACUCGGACCUUGUACUACUCCUUCCGGAGCUGGGACCUCAGCUGCCAGACCCUCAAUGCCAUCAAUCUGGCCUACAAGGUGACUCGUCCCCUCGCCAGCACCAACAGCUGCUUGGAUCCCAUUUUGUAUUUCUUAGCAGGGCAACGAUUUAUGAAGUUGGCGGGCAACAAGAUGCCAGGGAAGGCUCAGAACGAGGUGGCGCUGGGCAUCGUGCCCAACAGUCACCUGGGAGCCAGCAGUGACACGGACACGCUCUCCAAGGAUCUGAAAUCCUAGCUCUGCUCCAUGGAAGGGCUUCUCCUGGGGGUCAAGGAGGACAGGGUGCUCUGGGGCCCAAGGCUUUGGGUGUUUGGGCUGCCUGGGCUUGCACCCACUGUGUCAAACACGCUCUUCUGCCUGUUUUGCUGUGUUUGUUUCAGGAAGAUGCAGCUGUGGUUGCACAUGUGAACUCUGACCUCUGAUUUUGCAUGCCAGCCUGACCCUCUCAUCAGGCUGGGGUGACCAAAUCUGGGGGAAAAAUUGUGCCCUUAGUGCCUUGAAUCAUUUUCCAAAGCAAAAACACCAAAAGGUUCCCCUAAAGAAUCCAUCUGCACAUUGCCGGGCGCAGGGGGAGCCGGAGUUUCUCUGUGCCUUGGCAAGAGAAAAGCCAAGGAAAGGCUCUGGGUGGAUGAGGAGAGCCAGCUGCAGUUCUGCUGAACAGCUUGGUGCAAAUGCCAAGGACACAAGUAUCACCCAGAGCAGGAGAGGGUUUCCCACAGCUUUGUGUCCUUGAAGGAAUGCUCUCCCAGCUUCAAACUGGCAGAGCAGGGAUGGGAUUCCUGUCCAAGGCCUGGCUUCCCAUUAACCAGGGUGCUGAUGGGCAUUCCAUCCCACUGGGGUGCUCUGGUAGCAGCCCACGGGAGUUUACUGGUACCAUCGAGCAGGUCCCCUGUAGGUUUCUCCAGUGGGGCCAGCAUCUUCCAAAAAACCCAUUAGAGUGCUUCCCAACAGCAACAGUCACCCUUUAAAAGCUUUUAGGAACCUGCAGCUUCCAGCUGCUGGCUUUAGUAAUCAUCUCCAGCUCAUUAAAAUUUAAGGUGAGCUGCUCAUGUCUUGUUUUUAACCCCCUUCCUGGUGACUCGUGUUCCAGCCCAGCAGCAAAGACCAGCCUGCAUCCCUUGGCUGAGCACUGCCACGUCCCCACUGCUGUCCCUCAGAGGUGACAACAUUUGCCAGCACUAAACCCUGAGCUGAGGAGCUGCAAGUGGUGCUGAGCUCAACCCCAUUCUGCCUGGAUUUGUAAAAAAUGUCCACAAAGCAUUUCACCAGAAGGGGCUCUGGGUGUUUUUCCCUGUAGUUGUUGGGUUGGAGAGCCCAGAGCCCACGUCCAUGAUUUCCCUGUCAGGAGGAUGCUGAUCCCUCUCCCCAGAAAUGAAAACUGCUUGGGCUGCAGCACUGAACCAGUCACAUUUUGUAAAAACUCAAUUUCAGGACUAGGCAAACACAUUUGAUGUUGACUUAGGCCAAGACGUGAGACCACUCCUUAGUUUCUCCCAUCCUUCCUUCUUGUGGACUGGUUUGGUGGGGACAAAGCCACGUUGCCAUGUCACCAGCUGUGUUCAGUGACUGGGACCAUUCAGGGCUCACUGGGAGGCUCCUGUGCUCCCACCCCCAGUGAGGGCUCCUGUCCCAGCCAACAAUGUCACAACCACAGGAGGCAAAGGCAGACAGGGCAUUUGUAGGGUGGUUCAUCCCAGCCUCAGGUGUGUUUAGGAUAGGACUGGGUUAAGGCCAGACUUGCACCGUGGCAGCACCUUUACUCCUUUGUUCUUGUGGUGAGGGUCAUGGCACAGUCACUGGGGUGAGACAAAUAACUGGAGAAAUGAAUUCAGCCAGGGCACUGACCUGGUACAAACAUCACUGCAGGCCAGGCCUUGCCCAGCCUCCCACACUUGCCAAAAGCAGCGUGGACAUGUUACGUGCUCUGAAUAAUUCAACAAAACAUACCCAAAGUUUCCUCCUGAGGUCCUGCUUGGAAAUCCCACCUCCCUCUGAGCUGGCUCUGAGCACUGCCAGUGCCAUCAGGGUGUCCCUCUCUGAUCCUUAUCCCCAGGGGAUCCCACUGGCCAGAUGCAGAGCAAUUGGAGAGGUGCCAGCUGGAAAUCUAGCCCUAGACUUUUUUGUUUGUUUGUUUCUAUUUGUAAAAGCACUAACUUAUACUAGAGAGAGAAAAAGAAAAGGUGAGUUUUAUGACAGUGACUGUACAUUUUUAUUUUUGUAACAUGCAAACAGCUCAGAUUUCUGAUAGUAAAUGAGUUUAUUUCUACUACAA
Oenanthe melanoleuca is the source of this 3428-nucleotide messenger RNA. RefSeq names its product purinergic receptor P2Y2 (gene P2RY2). Gene Ontology annotation, biological process: positive regulation of mucus secretion; blood vessel diameter maintenance; phospholipase C-activating G protein-coupled receptor signaling pathway. Gene Ontology annotation, molecular function: A1 adenosine receptor binding; G protein-coupled UTP receptor activity; G protein-coupled purinergic nucleotide receptor activity. The transcript is spliced from 2 exons. The record is from RefSeq and is a predicted model, not a curated record. NCBI's taxonomy places the organism in Eukaryota, Metazoa, Chordata, Aves, Passeriformes, Muscicapidae. Gene Ontology annotation, cellular component: plasma membrane. The coding region runs from base 317 to 1393 and encodes 358 amino acids.